Messenger RNA from Zychaea mexicana, 1036 nucleotides. RefSeq lists its product as uncharacterized. The record is from RefSeq and is a predicted model, not a curated record. Bases 46 to 714 code for a protein of 222 amino acids. NCBI's taxonomy places the organism in Eukaryota, Fungi, Mucoromycota, Mucoromycetes, Mucorales, Lichtheimiaceae. The transcript has 2 exons. Gene Ontology annotation, molecular function: DNA binding; zinc ion binding.
CUCUUUUUCUCUUGGGUUCUUCUAUCCUUUAUAAACAGCAAAAAAAUGAGCGAAGAAGGAGGCAUAACGACUUUUUGUAUUGAAUACGCCAAGGUGGAUAAAGCCGACUGUACACAAUGUGGCAAGGUUAUUCCACGCCAUUCGUUACGGACAGGCGAGAUCUUUCGGAAAAGCAAAUCAGAAAAGAAAAAGUCUGCAAAGCAUAGUUGGUACCAUUUCCGUUGCUGGAAAGUACCCGAGUUAAUUGUAAAGUUACCGAUCGAACAGUUUCGAGGAUACCCAGCUUUGAAAGAAAAGGAUCAAAAGAAGGUGCAACGCGUGAUUGAAAAAGGAGUGGGAGCAGUAUGGUCGGAUGUUAGCGAAAAGCCAUUACCGCCCAAGGAUCAAACGGAGAUUGACGACGACGACGCGGCAUUGGAGCCAGUACCUAAAAAGCAAAAGGAGGAGGCAGAAAAAAAUAAAAAGACGACGCCAAAAAAGAGAAAGCAGGACCAUGACGAUUUGACAGCUCAAUUGACAGGAGUACAGCAACCACCGCCGUCGUCCAAGAAGAGCAAAAAGGGUGGCAAGCAUGCUGCUAGUAGUAGUAGUAGUAGUAGUAGUAAAAAUGACACCAAGCAGCUAGAAGAAGUCAUCACAUUGGCCAAAGACGAUCAACUUGAGCUUGAAAGCAUCGCCAAGGAAAUCCAGAAAUUAACAAAGAAGAAAAAGUAAUGUAUGUACGUGUAUUAUGUAUAUAAGAAAUAAGGAAUUUUGGAGUAUAUGUUAUGUACUUUUGUUGGUUAUCUACGCUUGUAUGAUACAGUUUCGAAUCCAUCGUCGUCGAUCUCGGGUUCGGGUUUUGAUGGACGAGGUGGUCCGUUGUCGUCUUGAUCCAUAUCCUAGUUGACAAGUGUCAAAGGAGCUAUAUUUAAGGAGAGGAAAAGAAAAAAAAAGGGAGAUUGCUCUCUUACCACAUCAUCAUCAUCGCCAUCGUCUGGUCCUUCUUCUCCACUACUGUCAUUGUCAUCCUCGUCGUUAUUCUGUUGUUGCCGAG